Molecule: messenger RNA, 671 nt
Organism: Didymodactylos carnosus
Lineage: Eukaryota; Metazoa; Rotifera; Eurotatoria; Philodinida; Philodinidae
Source: the annotation of a GenBank genome assembly
AGCCGUUAAGGGCUUUAAUAAAAUACACUAGUCGAAAAUACUUCCUACACACAGAGAGUAAAGGUAAUUUAGUUUUUCGACAAGGGCUUUUCCUGGUGAAUGAAAAUCACGUGUGAUCAUGUGCUAAUUUUUGAACUGAUUCAAGCUGACUUUCCAAAUUAGGGAAACCAGUGUCGUACAAAGCACAAGCGUAAUCUAAUUUAGUCAAUAUGCAGGUUUUAUAAAUUUGUUGACUGAUUGAAGAGGGUGCAUCUUUAAAUUGUCUGUACAUGGCGCCUAGUCGUUUUCUACAAUUUAGUAUAAUAUCUACGAUACGUUCGCGCCAUCUCAGAUUAGAAUUGACUUUAAGGCCUAGGAGUUUAAGGGAAGGUUGGUGUGUUAUGGUUCUACCAUCACUCAGUGUCAACUGUAAAUUAUUGGCUCUACUUGAUAUAUUAGAGAUAAACAUCCAGGAACACUUAUUUGCGUUUAAAGAGGUCAGAUUUGAGGUAUACCAGUUACAUAUUUUCUCAAUAUUCUCUUGACAUACAAUUGGCAUAUCAGACGAGGCCAUUGUACGAUACGAUGCUUUUCUUUCCUCUCUUUUAGAAGUAAUGAAAGCAAAAGUAAAUGAAUUACGAUCGAAAAUAUGGAUGGUUGCUAGUCUUAGUGCAGGAAUUGCUGCUGUCCCA